AUGAGACCAUGGAAAUCUCUUUUGGUACCGUCGUUGCAAUUUUUCCGACGUUACAACCAGAUUACGUCCAAAACAACAGAGUCUCUGCAGAAAAGACUGGACCAGAUCCCGCUGGAGAACUAUAGGAAUUUCUCGAUUGUGGCACACGUAGACCACGGGAAAUCUACCCUCAGCGAUCGUCUGCUAGAAUUGACAGGCGUAAUUAAAGCUGAUGACGCAAGCAAACAGUUUCUGGAUAGAUUGGAAGUCGAGCGCGAGCGUGGCAUAACAAUCAAAGCUCAAACGUGCACCAUGUUUUACUACGACAAACGCAGCAAAAAGGACUAUUUGUUGCACUUAGUCGACACGCCGGGCCACGUCGAUUUCCGUGCAGAGGUGUCUCGGUCAUAUGCGUCUUGUGGAGGCGCCUUAUUGCUCGUGGAUGCUUCUCAGGGCGUCCAGGCUCAGACUGUAGCUAACUUCUAUCUGGCUUACAGCAUGAACCUCAAACUCAUACCGGUCAUCAACAAGAUUGAUCUUGAUAGUGCAAAUAUCCCGCAGGCAGAGGCGCAAAUUGAGAGUACAUUUGAGCUGCCGAAAGACGAGAUUGUGCGCGUCAGCGCCAAGACCGGUGUCAAUGUCAAAAAGGAACUUUUACCCGCGAUUGUCGAUCGAAUUCCACCUCCCACGGGACUAAUUAUAAAACCGUUCCGUGCCCUGCUGGUAGAUUCAUGGUACGAUUCGUAUCUAGGUGUGGUGCUUCUUGUCAACAUAGUGGAUGGCUUGGUCAAAAAGGGCGACAAGGUAAUAAGCGCUCAAACUGGCAAAAAAUACGAAGUCAAAGAAUUGGGAAUUAUGUAUCCUGAUAAGGUUCCCAUGGAUAGACUCAAGACUGGCCAAGUCGGAUAUCUUGUGCUGGGAAUGAAGGCUUCCAAAGAUGCUAAAAUUGGUGACACAAUCAUGCAUCUGGGAAAGGAAAACGUCACUGAGGUAUUGGAUGGAUUUGAAGAGCUUAAACCAAUGGUUUUUGUUGGUGCUUUUCCCGCUGAUGGCACGGAAUUCAAGAGCUUGGAUGACGAUAUCAGUCGGCUGAUUUUAAACGACAGAUCUGUGUCACUGCAGCGAGAGUCAUCUAAUGCUUUGGGUCAAGGCUGGAGACUAGGUUUUCUUGGAUCACUUCAUGCCUCGGUUUUCAAAGACCGUUUGGAGAAAGAGUAUGGGUCUAAAUUAAUUAUUACUCAACCGACUGUGCCCUACGUCAUUAAGUUUACGGACGGUCAAGAGAAGACUAUCACAAAUCCUGACGACUUCCCAGAUCUGUCUCUAAGAAAGACUCGAAUUCAUUCGCUACAAGAGCCUUAUGUUGAGGCUAUAAUCACGCUUCCUCAAGAGUAUCUUGGUCCAGUCAUCAAACUGUGCGACCACAAUCGAGGGAUUCAAAAGGAGAUCACUUACUUGAAUGUUACAGGGCAGGUGCUGUUAAAGUAUGAGCUACCCUUAGCUCAUUUGGUAGACGACUUUUUUGGCAAGCUGAAGUCCGUUUCCAGAGGGUACGGCUCUUUGGAUUAUGAAGACAUUGGCUACAAGCCUUCUGAUAUCGUCAAACUGGAAUUGGUGCUGAACGGGAAAAGCGUAGACGCUCUGGCACAGGUCAUGCAUAGGAGUCAGGUCGAUAAGGUAGGUCGAGAAUGGGCCAAAAAAUUCAAGGAAUACGUCAAGUCCCAGCUAUACGAAGUAAUCAUCCAAGCGAAAGCCAAUAACAAAGUGAUUGCCAGAGAAACCAUCAAGGCCAGGAGGAAAGACGUACUUGCCAAAUUGCACGCAGCAGAUGUAUCUCGAAGGAAAAAGCUGCUGGUGAGACAGAAGGAGGGGAAAAAACAGAUGAAAAGCGUUGGUAACAUCCAAAUCAACCAGGAGGCCUACCAAGCUUUUUUGAAAAGAUAA
Molecule: messenger RNA, 1923 nt
Organism: Lachancea meyersii CBS 8951
Lineage: Eukaryota; Fungi; Ascomycota; Saccharomycetes; Saccharomycetales; Saccharomycetaceae
Source: the annotation of a GenBank genome assembly